ACAAUUAAUUAAUUUUUGCCUAAAUUGAAAAUUUUUCUGCGGAGGAAAAGGAAAAACUAAAAAGGAGGAGCCCUUUUGAUCCGCACCGACCCACUUUCCGACAGUCAACGCCACCAUCCAAGCGCCGUCUCCGGCCGGCCGGCACCAUCCGAAAUCUCCAAUGGAUUCGCGGCUGGAGCUGUUGAGAUCCGUCGAGCAAGCCCUUGGGGUCAAGCUCGGGGACGAGACUGUGGUGUUGGUGCUUACCACCUCAGUAGCCGUGAUUUUGGGGCUGCUCGUCUUUCUUUGGAAGAGAUCGGGCGAUAAUAGAAGCAAGGAUGCCAGGCAGGUCGUCGUUCCCAAGCCGGUCUCGCUCAAGGACGACGACGAGGACGAAUAUGUGGGGCCAGACAAGACCAAGCUCACCAUCUUCUUCGGGACGCAGACCGGCACCGCCGAGGGAUUCGCUAAGGCAUUAGCCGAAGAGAUCAAGGCAAGAUAUGAUAAGGCGGUUGUUAAAGUUGUGGACAUGGAUGAUUAUGCUCAAGAUGACGACCAAUACGAGGAAAAGCUGAAGAAAGAGACUCUAGCAUUUUUCAUGGUCGCUACUUAUGGAGAUGGUGAGCCAACUGAUAAUGCUGCUAGAUUUUAUAAAUGGUUCACUGAGGGGGAAGAAAGAGAACCCUGGCUUCAGCAGCUUUCCUAUGGAAUAUUUGGUUUGGGUAAUCGCCAAUAUGAACAUUUUAACAAGAUUGGAAAGGUCAUUGAUGAGAAGCUUAGUGAGCAAGGUGCAAAACGUCUGGUACAACUAGGUCUAGGAGAUGAUGAUCAAUGCAUCGAAGAUGAUUUCACUGCCUGGAAAGAGCAACUAUGGCCUGAAUUAGAUCAAAUUCUGAGGGGUGAAGAAAGUUUGGACUCUGUCUCUACCCCUUAUACAGCUGCAAUACCAGAAUAUAGAGUUGUGAUCCAUGAUGCUGCUAUUCCAUCUUAUGAUGACAAUCAUGCAUUUGUUGCUAAUGGGGAUGCUUCAUAUGAUCUUCAUCACCCUUGCAGAGUCAAUGUUGCUGUUCAGAGAGAACUUCACACCCCUGAAUCUGACCGUUCAUGUAUACAUCUGGAGUUUGACAUAUCUGGAACUGGUAUAGUAUAUGAGACUGGAGAUCAUGUUGGUGUUUUUGCUGAAAAUUGCGAUGAAACUGUCGAAGAAGCAUCUAAACUAUUGGGACAGCCUUUGGAUUUACUAUUUUCCAUCCACUCUGACAAGGAUGAUGGCUCUCCAAUUGGAGGUUCAUUACCACCUCCAUUUCCUGGCCCCUGCACACUUCGUUCUGCACUGGCACACCACGCUGACCUGUUGAAUCCACCUCGAAAGGCUGCUUUGACUGCAUUAGCCGCACAUGCUUCUGAAACCAAUGAAGCUGAAAAGCUUAAAUUCUUGGCAUCCCCUCAGGGAAAGGAUGAGUAUGCACAAUGGGUUGUUGGCAGUCAGAGAAGUCUCCUUGAGGUAAUGGCUGAGUUUCCUUCUUCAAAACCUCCACUUGGGGUAUUUUUUGCUGCAAUUGCUCCACGUCUGCAGCCACGCUACUAUUCUAUAUCUUCAUCUCCAAGGUUUGCCCCAACUCGUGUUCAUGUGACAUGUGCUCUAGUUUAUGGUCCAAGUCCGACUGGCCGAAUUCAUAAAGGAGUGUGUUCGACCUGGAUGAAGCAUGCAGUUCCCUUGGAGAAAAGCAGUAGCUGUAGCUGGGCUCCUAUUUUUAUCAGGCCAUCGAAUUUCAAAUUGCCUGCUGAUUCUUCUAUUCCAAUUGUCAUGGUGGGUCCUGGAACAGGGUUGGCACCUUUUAGAGGAUUUUUACAGGAAAGAAUGGCUCUGAAAAAUGACGGCGCUCAACUUGGGCCUGCUCUAUUUUUUUUUGGUUGUAGGAACCGCCGUCAGGAUUUUAUUUAUGAAAAUGAGCUGAAUGAUUUUGUGGAUCAAGGAGUAAUAUCCGAGCUGAUUGUUGCAUUCUCAAGGGAGGGACAACAAAAGGAAUAUGUUCAACAUAAGAUGCUGGAAAAGGCAGAUCAAGUUUGGAGUUUGAUCUCUCAGAAAGGAUAUCUCUAUGUGUGUGGAGAUGCAAAGGGGAUGGCGAGAGAUGUUCAUCGUACAUUGCACACCAUCGUCCAAACGCAGGAAAAUGUCGAUUCAUCAAAGGCAGAGUCUAUAGUUAAGAAACUUCAGAUGGAUGGCCGAUACCUGAGGGAUGUUUGGUGAUCACAACGGAUCACCCUAUGGUAAAAUUUUUCGUUAACUUUGGAAGCUUGUUUGACGCCAACUCUAGAGCUAAUCUAAAGUCCCCAAGACCGUCACGUAAAUUGUUCUUUGUUCUAUUUACAAGACAGGGCCUUUCUUUUUUCUUAUAUUCUCCACCUCCCUCCCUCCCCAUCGACCUUGUUUUAAAAGAUCCCAUAGAGAAGAAUAUUAUUUAUGUCUUGUGACUGGUAAUGGGAAUGUUAUUCAUAAAUGAUGCUAUAUGUGAAAAUUUCUGUUUAUGUAAAAAUUAUUAGCAUAAAUGAUAGAUAUCAGUAUUGCUUGGAAUUUAUUUAUCCUCUUGAAUCAUAUUAUGGAUUGAUGUUUUAUGUUGUAUAA
This is a messenger RNA of Andrographis paniculata, 2605 nucleotides long. Its product is annotated as NADPH--cytochrome P450 reductase. The coding region runs from base 161 to 2230 and encodes 689 amino acids. Gene Ontology annotation, cellular component: cytosol. Gene Ontology annotation, molecular function: flavin adenine dinucleotide binding; NADPH-hemoprotein reductase activity; FMN binding. The record is from RefSeq and is a predicted model, not a curated record. NCBI's taxonomy places the organism in Eukaryota, Viridiplantae, Streptophyta, Magnoliopsida, Lamiales, Acanthaceae. The transcript is spliced from 18 exons.